AUGAAUUACUUAUGUCGAGUACAUAGUCUCCAGGGAGAAACUAAUAGUCAUAAAAAAGAGAAAAUAGAUCCUAACUCAAUUUCAGGUGAAAUGGCAGAAUUGUCUGAUUAUACUAUAGAGGCACUUGAGUCGUUUAAACGGAAAUUAACUACAUACAUAGAAGCUGUGGAUAAAAGCUGUGACAAAACUUGUCAUUAUACGCAUUUUCGAGGUUUACCUUCAGGGAACACAAAUACCAGCAGAGGUUAA
Messenger RNA from Schistosoma mattheei, 249 nucleotides. Lineage: Eukaryota; Metazoa; Platyhelminthes; Trematoda; Strigeidida; Schistosomatidae. The record is from the annotation of a GenBank genome assembly.